AGGCAAAUAAAGAAGACGUAUAGCAUUGAUUCCCAAACUCCAAUCCUAAGAAUCAUACAUGAAAGAAGAUUUUGUAAUAUUCUACAAACUGUAAACCAUUAAGAAAAAAAAAUAUAGCUUUUAACUUUUGGAAUUGGAAGCACAUCAGACACAAAACACAAAGUCUCUGUUUCACCUUUUAACCCAUUCAAGAAUUUUCCUUUAAUUUCAGUGCCCCUCUUACUUUGCUUAUUUAUCUAUCUAUCUCCCCUCCUCUGUUUCUUCGCCUUCUCUCAGCUUUUCAUCUUUAUCAGGUAAAGAAUUAUGAUAAGCAUAUCUCUGCACAUACCUCUCUCCUUUCUAAUUUGUUAAAAAAGUUUGCAUGCGCAGACGGUUUUGUAUAUCAUAAAGUUUAGCUUUCUUUGGCUACUUUUUUUGCUAUGUUAUAUGUAUGGUUCAUGGUUGUUGUAAUAUUGAGAAGUAAGACCAUGUCAAGUGUUGAAACUUAAAAGAUUUUUAUAUGUAUGUGUGUACGAAAGAAAGAAAGAAAGAAAGAGUGAAUGGAGCUGUGGACAGAAGCUAGAGCCCUGAAGGCUAGUCUAAGAGGAGAAGCUAUCAAACAUCAAGUGAUUGUGUCUGAGGAACUAAGCAGAACUUCUUCUGCUGAAGAUUUCUCCGUCGAGUGUUUCCUCGAUUUCUCAGAAGAAGUUCAAGAAGAAGAAGAACUUGUCUAUAUUUCUUCUUCACAAGAAGAACAAGAACAAGAUUGUUGUAACACUAGUUCACAGCCUUGCAUUUUUGAUCAACUUCCUUCUUUGCCGGAUGGAGAUGUUGAAGAGCUUGAAUGGGUAUCUCGUGUUGUUGAUGAUUGUUCAUCACAAGAAGUCUCACUUCUCUUCACACAAACCCACAAAACCAGACCAAGCUUCUCGUCUCGAGUUCCGGUUAAACCAAGAACCAAACGGCCUCGGAACAGCUUAGCCGGAGACAGGGUCUGGCCACUCGUUUCAACCAACCAACAUGCAGCAGGAGAGCAGCAGUGGAGGAAGAAGAAGAAACAAGAACCGGUCAUUGUGUUUCAACGAAGAUGCAGCCAUUGUGGGACAAACACCACACCUCAGUGGAGAACCGGUCCGGUCGGUCCAAAAACCUUAUGUAACGCAUGUGGAGUUCGGUUCAAGUCCGGUAGGCUAUGUCCGGAAUACAGACCGGCGGAUAGUCCGACGUUCUCUAAUGAGAUUCACUCAAAUCUUCAUAGGAAGGUUCUUGAAUUGAGAAAGAGUAAAGAGUUGGUUGAAGAAGAAACAGGUGAAGCUAUUACUAAAUCAGACCAAGUCAAAUUUGGCAGCCAAAGUGGUAGAGAAGACUUAGGUAAAAUGUAAACCUACUUUUUUUAGCAUUAUCUCUAGUGUUGUGUAAUUUAACAACUUGCUUCAUUACAUUGGAGGCUGUUUUGGAAUUAGUCUAUAAAAAAUGGGUUUCUCUAUAAAACAAGAUUUAUGUAAUUUUUAAUGAUGUGAGAGACCACCACCACUACAUACUUAGAAUGAUUUUGGUCCAUGUAAGGUGGCAUAGACUUUUUGUAAGUAUGUGGCAAACUGU
Brassica oleracea var. oleracea is the source of this 1581-nucleotide messenger RNA. Its product is annotated as GATA transcription factor 3-like. Gene Ontology annotation, molecular function: zinc ion binding; sequence-specific DNA binding. Gene Ontology annotation, cellular component: nucleus. The transcript has 2 exons. The record is from RefSeq and is a predicted model, not a curated record. Lineage: Eukaryota; Viridiplantae; Streptophyta; Magnoliopsida; Brassicales; Brassicaceae. Gene Ontology annotation, biological process: positive regulation of DNA-templated transcription. The coding region runs from base 540 to 1361 and encodes 273 amino acids.